AUGAAUAGAGUCUGGAUAGAAGGAACCGAAUUUCUGUCAACACUAGCUGCUUUGAACUCUCAUUAUGUGGAUGCUGAGGCCGCUGGGGACGAAACUGAAAGCGAAGCCGGCUGGAUUGAAGGCGUCGCUAUUCUGGGCGCUGUUUGUGUGGUUGUCCUUGUGGUGGCCUUCAACGACUGGUCCAAAGAACGUCAAUUCCGUGGCCUUCAGAACAAGAUUGAAUCAGACCAUAAGUUCGCAGUCAUCCGAAAUGGUCAAUUGGAACAGCUGCCUGUGUCUGACAUCCUCGUCGGUGACGUCUGUCAGGUUAAAUACGGUUAG
This is a messenger RNA of Dibothriocephalus latus, 321 nucleotides long. The record is from the annotation of a GenBank genome assembly. NCBI's taxonomy places the organism in Eukaryota, Metazoa, Platyhelminthes, Cestoda, Diphyllobothriidea, Diphyllobothriidae.